AUGAUGCCGAGUUUGGCGCAGUCCGCCACGUCGCCUUCAUCGACUAUUUCCCCGGAGAGCGGCCUGUCGACCGAGCGCUCGAGGCACCGGGUGUUCCCCAACCGUUUUGCCGAGAACCACGAGCAGAUCAUCGAGAGCCACAAGAGGCAGAUUAGGGAGUUCACGAGGUACCUGAGCCCCAACAAGCGAUGCCGGCCUAAGUCAACGAAGUCUGCUACUUACAACUUCAUGGAGGACGAAAUGAAAAUCCAGUCGUGGACGAACGGCUCGCGCUCAAGACUCGCCUUCGCACGGACCGAGAUCAUCCAGGUAUCGUAUGGCAUCGAGUGGCGCCAGCGACGUGAGCGCCUGCUCAUGAACCCCUUCCUGAGGCAGCGCGUCCGCAACUCAGACCGUAUUAGCAGCCGCCAGGUCAAGUUUACCGAGCCGACGGACCUCGCUGAGGAGGACUUGCGUCGCUUUGUGCCGAUCGAUAUCAACUUCCUAAACCCGACUCGUCGUGAGCAGGGAGUCUUCAAGAGCCUGCGCAUCUUGCAGGUCUACCAGGACAUCAUUCGUGGCCUCGUGAGCUCCCACUUCGAGAAGACCAUCGAGAGGAAUUACAUCGACAUUGCCGCAGAAGGACCCAGCCAGGAUCUCACACAAGGCAAGAGUAGAGGUCUCGUUGUUCUCUUUCACGGUGUUCCUGGCGUGGGCAAGACAGCCACGGCCUCGGCCGUGGCCAUGGAGAACCAGAAGCCUCUGUUCGUUAUCCACUGUCGCGACCUGGGACUAUCGCCCUCCGAAGUCGAAAGGACUCUAAUCAGCGCCUUCCGCCUGCCGCACAUGUGGUACUGCGUGCUCCUGCUCGACAAAGCCGACGACAUGAAGCGCAACACCCUCGUAGCGGUCUUCCUAAGGGUGCUCGAGUACUACAACGGCAUCCUAUUCCUGACCACAAACUGCGUGGGCACAAUUGAUGAAGCCCUCCGGUCGUGCAUUCACAUGUCGCUCUAUUACCCGCCCCUGGAUAAGGCGCAGACGCGCGACAUCUUCCGCCUCAACGUCGCCAAGCUGCGCGAAGUUGAGUCGCAGCGGUACCAGCUCACGGGGGAGCCGGCGAUGCUGUCCAAACAGGCCGAGAUUGUCAACUUUGCCAAACGGCACUACGAGGAGCACGCACGCCUGUCUGGCUGCUGGAACAGCCGGCAGAUCCGGAAGUCCUUCCAGAUCACGAGCAGCUGA
Molecule: messenger RNA, 1224 nt
Organism: Diaporthe batatas
Lineage: Eukaryota; Fungi; Ascomycota; Sordariomycetes; Diaporthales; Diaporthaceae
Exons: 3
Coding region: 1-1224 (407 amino acids)
Molecular function (GO): ATP hydrolysis activity; ATP binding
Source: RefSeq, a predicted model, not a curated record